ACCUUUGCCUGUUAUCUUGACUAUGAUUGUGGAUAUAUCCUUGAAUAAACAACUGCACUUGGAUGCUCAGCUUUGUGUUCUCAAGUAGUUCAUGACAGAGGACUUCACCCCAAAAUGGAUCCAGCAGUUCGUCUUUUACGCCUUCGUCAAGGACUGUCUGAGCCACUCAAUUCAAGCUACAGCUGAUCUUCCUGAGCUCCAUCAAGUCAUAGCUGAUUUUCCUGAGUCAGAUCAAGUCACAGCUGAACUUCCUGAGCCCAGUCAAGUCAUAGCUGAUUUUCCUGAGUCAAAUCAAGUCACAGCUGAUCUUCCUGAGCCCCGUCAAGUCAUAGCUGGACUUCCUGAGCCAAGUCAAGCUACAGCUGAUCUUCCUGAGCCCCGUCAAGUCAUAGCUGAUCUUCCUGAGUCCCGUCAAGCUACACCUGAUCUUCCUGAGCCCCGUCAAGUCAUAGCUGAUUUUCCUGAGCCCCGUCAAGUCAUAGCUGAUCUUCCUGAGUCCCGUCAAGCUACACCUGAUCUUCCUGAGCUCCAUCAAGUCAUAGCUGAUUUUCCUGAGUCAGAUCAAGUCACAGCUGAACUUCCUGAGCCCAGUCAAGUCAUAGCUGAUUUUCCUGAGUCAAAUCAAGUCACAGCUGAUCUUCCUGAGCCCCGUCAAGUCAUAGCUGGACUUCCUGAGCCAAGUCAAGCUACAGCUGAUCUUCCUGAGCCCCGUCAAGUCAUAGCUGAUCUUCCUGAGUCCCGUCAAGCUACACCUGAUCUUCCUGAGCCCCGUCAAGUCAUAGCUGAUUUUCCUGAGCCCCGUCAAGUCAUAGCUGAUCUUCCUGAGCCAAGUCAAGCUACAGCUGAUGUUCCUGAGCCCCAUCAAGUCUUAGCUGAUUUUCCUGAGUCAGAUCAAGUCACAGCAGCCUGUACUCUACAGCCUGUUCAUUGUCAUAAUAAAGUACAGUCAGCCAAACGUAUAAAAAACCCCUUCCCCUCACUCCACAACAAAUCUUUUAAAUUUAACAGUAGAACAGAACUAAAAAAACAAAACAAGAAUGAAAAUAUAAGCUAAAAAGCCAAAACAACAUUCAUUUGUAUAAAAU
Messenger RNA from Labeo rohita (rohu), 1085 nucleotides. Its product is annotated as protein piccolo-like. The transcript has 2 exons. The record is from RefSeq and is a predicted model, not a curated record. Bases 92 to 1054 code for a protein of 320 amino acids. Lineage: Eukaryota; Metazoa; Chordata; Actinopteri; Cypriniformes; Cyprinidae.